Molecule: messenger RNA, 1454 nt
Organism: Bombus terrestris (buff-tailed bumblebee)
Lineage: Eukaryota; Metazoa; Arthropoda; Insecta; Hymenoptera; Apidae
Product: DENN domain-containing protein 10
Exons: 4
Coding region: 318-1391 (357 amino acids)
Biological process (GO): regulation of early endosome to late endosome transport; protein transport
Cellular component (GO): late endosome
Molecular function (GO): small GTPase binding; guanyl-nucleotide exchange factor activity
Source: RefSeq, a predicted model, not a curated record
CACUGAGUUAGAAAAUUGCAAACUGGCCAAUUUAAAUUUUUUUAAAUAUUUGUAUUUUCAUAUUCUACCGCAAAAGGCAGCACUUGACAGUCUAUACUUGUGUCUUAUUAACACACCCCUUUUGUAAAACAUAACCUUACGAAACGUCAAACUUAACAAGACCAAUUUUUAUAUAAGUACAUAGCAUGAACACUUGUAUCUAAGUAUAAAUAAUAAUAUGACAUUAACAUUUUUCAAUAAAAAUUGUUGGUUCGAAUUAGCAUCUAUUCGUUUUAACAUAGUUUGAUGGAUUCAUCUGUCAACAACAUAAUUUCGAAAUGGCACCUCUUACGGAUUUACUCUCAUGUAGCAUAAUUGAGAAAGAUUCCAACAGUGAUAUAUUAUGGACCUGGUCUUAUCCAAUCGUUUCAGAAUCUCAAAAAACAGUUGUUGCAAGGAAAUGUAACUUAGAAGUAGAACACAACUCCCCUCAAGUAUUUGUAUUCUCAAGACACAAAUACGAUUGGUUCUACAUACACUGUAGUGAAGUAUUUGAUUCGGAUAAAUUACCAAAAUUAUCUUUGAAACAGGUAAAGCAAUUUGCAUUGGUUUUAUUUGCCAAAGACUUUAAUCCAAGGAAAUAUGAGGUUCUUUCAAGAGUCCUUAGCAAAAUGUAUUGCAAGACUGGCAAGCCAACAGAAAUACUACAGUUAUAUCUCUCUGUAUUUACAAAAGGAUCAUGUUCUACUCAAGAAAAUGGAACAUUUGUUUCUGAUAACUUUAAUAGCCAUUGCUUUACAAACAACACAAAUGUCAGAGAAAUGAUUAAAACAUUUGAAUUGGAAACAAUCUUGAUAUACACUGCUCUUCUUUUAAAAAAACGGAUUGUAGUCUAUCAUCAUAGCUUGGAACAACUUUUAAAAUGGAUUGGAAUAUUUCCUGCAUUAAUGAAGCAUCGUAAAGUCACUGAUAAUUUGUUUCCUUGGGUUGAUCUAAUCGAUGAUGAACUGGCAGAACUAAAAGGUCUUUCACACUACAUUGCUGGCUGUAGAAACAGUUCCAUUUCAUCAAGAACAGAUUUAUUUGAUCUACUUGUAAAUAUUCCAGCUAGAGAAAUUACAGUUGCAUCACAUGCAAAAGAAAGCCUAACAAUGACAAAAACGCAUAAAGAAAUAGCUCUAUUCAUGAUCCAACUAAGUGAAAAUCAAUCCUACGUAGAAAGCCAAAUAAUAUCCGAGAUAAAUGACAAAACUCAAGACCUGUUAAAUCAGUUGAAAUCAUUGGCGGUAGUUCAAGGACCUGACGGAAGAAAAAUGGUAUCAGCGCAAACGCUGAAAGAAAAGAAUCUACCGUCAGCAGUAGAAAAUUUUCUAAUUAACUUGGCUGUAGCUGAAAAUUUGUUUUUAUUGUAAUUUUAUAUAUUUUUGUAAAUACGUAACUGUAAUAUAAUCCAGUAAAUAAUUUCCACCACUUAA